AGAGCGACGCGGAGUUCUGGCGGUGCGGACCCCGACGACGCCCUGGCCCCGAGCCUGCGCCAUCCGGGUCGCCCUCGAGCGCCGGAGCGCCGCCCGGAGGCCGCCCUGCAGGCUCUGCCUGUCCUGGGACGUUCGUGGCCCCGCCCACCUAAAAAAGCCCAUCCACAGACGCCAUGCAGGGGGCUCUGAUGCCCCUGCCUUCGCUGCUGCUGUUGCUGUUGGGGUGUGGGCCAAGAGUGUCCUCUGGCGGCGGAGCUGGGGGUGCAGCGGGCUAUGCCCCGGUAAAGUAUGUGCAGCCCAUGCAGAAAGGACCCGUGGGACCGCCUUUCCGAGAGGGCAAAGGCCAGUACUUGGAAAUGCCUCUACCGAUGCUGCCAAUGGACUUGAAAGGAGAGCCAGGUCCCCCUGGGAAGCCGGGACCUCGGGGUCCCCCUGGGCCUCCUGGCUUCCCAGGAAAACCAGGCACUGGAAAACCUGGGGUUCAUGGACAGCCAGGCCCUGCUGGCCCCCCUGGCUUCUCCCGAAUGGGCAAAGCUGGUCCCCCAGGGCUCCCAGGCAAGGUUGGACCACCAGGGCAGCCAGGGCUACGGGGGGAGCCAGGGAUACGAGGGGACCAGGGCCUCCGGGGGCCCCCAGGACCCCCUGGCCUUCCUGGUCCCUCAGGUAUUACUGUCCCUGGAAAACCAGGUGCCCAGGGGGCUCCAGGGCCUCCAGGAUUUAGGGGGGAGCCAGGACCCCAGGGAGAGCCUGGGCCCCGAGGAGAUAGGGGCCUCAAAGGGGAUAAUGGAGUGGGCCAACCAGGGCUGCCUGGAGCCCCUGGACAGGCAGGUGCCCCUGGGCCCCCUGGGCUGCCCGGUCCAGCUGGCUUGGGCAAACCAGGUUUGGAUGGGAUACCAGGAGCCCCAGGAGACAAAGGUGAUUCUGGCCCCCCUGGGGUUCCAGGUUCUAGGGGAGAGCCAGGAGCUGUGGGUCCAAAAGGCCCUCCUGGGGUAGAUGGUGUGGGGAUACCAGGGGCAGCAGGGGUGCCAGGGCCACAGGGUCCAGUAGGGGCUAAAGGAGAGCCAGGGCUCCGGGGCCCCCCUGGCCUGAUAGGCCCUGUUGGCUAUGGGAUGCCAGGAAAACCAGGACCUAAGGGAGACAGGGGCCCAGUUGGGGCCCCAGGGCUCUUAGGAGACAGAGGUGAGCCAGGAGAGGAUGGGAAGCCAGGGGAGCAGGGUCCACAGGGACUUGGGGGUCCACCUGGCCUUCCUGGGUCUGCAGGGCUUCCUGGUAGACGUGGGCCCCCUGGGUCAAAGGGAGAGGUAGGACCUGGAGGUCCCCCAGGAGUGCCUGGCAUUCGAGGAGACCAAGGGCCUAAUGGCCUGGCUGGGAAGCCUGGGCUCCCUGGUGAGAGGGGACUUCCUGGGGCCCAUGGACCCCCUGGACCGACUGGGCCUAAGGGUGAGCCAGGUUUUACAGGUCGCCCUGGAGGGCCAGGGGUGGCAGGAGCCCUAGGACAGAAAGGUGACUUGGGGCUUCCUGGGCAGCCUGGCUUGAGGGGUCCCUCUGGAAUCCCAGGGCUCCAGGGCCCAGCUGGCCCUAUUGGGCCUCAGGGUCUGCCAGGCCUGAAGGGUGAACCGGGCCUUCCAGGGCCUCCUGGAGAGGGAAAAGUAGGGGAGCCUGGCUCUGCUGGUCCCACAGGGCCCCCUGGAGUCCCUGGCUCCCCAGGACUCACAGGUCCUCCUGGGCCCCCUGGGCCUCCUGGGCCUCCUGGUGCCCCCGGAGCCCUGGAUGAGACUGGUAUCGCAGGCUUGCAUCUGCCCAAUGGUGGCGUGGAGGGAGCUGUACUGGGCAAAGGAGGCAAGCCACAGUUUGGGCUCGGUGAGCUGUCAGCCCACGCCACUCCAGCCUUUACUGCAGUGCUCACUUCCCCCUUCCCUGCCUCAGGCAUGCCGGUUAGGUUUGACCGGACUCUCUACAAUGGCCACAGCGGCUACAACCCAGCCACUGGCAUCUUCACCUGCCCCGUGGGAGGGGUCUACUACUUUGCAUACCAUGUGCAUGUCAAGGGCACCAAUGUGUGGGUAGCCCUGUACAAGAACAAUGUGCCGGCCACCUACACGUACGACGAAUACAAGAAGGGCUACCUGGACCAGGCUUCGGGAGGGGCUGUGCUCCAGCUGCGGCCCAAUGACCAGGUGUGGGUGCAGAUGCCCUCAGAUCAGGCCAAUGGUCUCUACUCCACCGAGUACAUCCAUUCGUCCUUCUCAGGAUUCUUGCUCUGUCCCACAUAACCCGUGGGGGGGCCCCUGCUGCCCUGGCCUCCUCCUCUUUAGCGAUAGAGAGACCUUUCCAGUUACAGAGAUUUCCAUCGGAAGGAAAGAACCAAAAAGCUGAACAGGGGCAGCGGCGGCCUUCUUCUUGCCCCGAGAAGACUGACCUGCUUUCUGUAGGCUGAAGUUGUUUCUGGAAGAGGGUGGCCUAGUUUCCUUUCCCCCAGGUGUACUGUGGGGGUUGUCCCUCUGUUCUGGACCUGCCUGGUCUGCAGGCAGCACCCCAGAGUACUCAGCCUGGGCCCCCUCAUGAGUCCUGGAAGCUGCUGGGAGAGAUGGUUUUCCUGUUGGCCUUCGAUGGCAUGGAAUGAGCCCAGGGCUUCCUGUGUUCGCUGGGUCUCUUCCAGCUCCCCGGGAGCCUCCAGCAUCUGAUACGACAUUAGGUUCUCUGAGGUUUUUGUUUCCUGUUGGGAGAAAGGAAGAAGGGAAUGGGGACCAUAGAGGCAGUCCAUAUGGAUAGAUGCCUGGAGUGAUGUUGUGAGCUCAGACCAGUCCUGGUGGGGACAGUUGUAUGGCCUCUGGAAGACUCCUGAAGCAGUCAUCUGUGGAGAUCCGUGAGAGGACAUGGAUCAGGGGCAAGCUGGUCACUCUUCCGUUUCCCUGGCUGUCUCCAUUGGCUCUGGUUCUUCAGUAUGAGGGUGGACACAUGGGCUGAGAUGGGACUCUGUGUAGUGUCUAUACAGAUUGCAGAGCCAACCAGGACUGAUGAUCAAGCAAACACGAUGCCCCUCCCUCUUUCUUCUCACCUGCUGGGGGUUUGGGGUAAUUCAUGAUCAGACUGUUAGGGGAGGCUUGGCAACCCCAAACUAAGUGUCUUCAAGGCAGAGAGCCUCUCGCUAGGCCCUCUGAACACAGGCACACAAGCUUAUGGGUGAAGACGUCUGUUUCUCCUUAAUAAGAACCAUGCUGUGGGUAUUUAGUGUCUACUAGAGGGGCUCAUCUGUGGGCACUUCCUCCCUCUCCACCCUCCGCUUCCAAUUUCCUGUUUUAAGCAGUGGAGGGCCCAGGAGGCUAAGGCUCUGAAAGAAAGGAUGCCAGCAGGCCCCACUGGAAUGAGCCGGCUCUAGAGGCUCCUACCCGCCUCCCUAAUCAGGAUGCUCCUGCAGGAAACAGGCGGGCUUGCUUCCCAGCUGGGCUCAAUGCUGGGGGUAGGGAUGGUGGACAUUCUUGCAUAUGUAGGGAUGGCUGCCUUCUCUGGUUCAUGACUUUCCUCAGCCCUCACCUAGUCAGCCCACUUCCCUGACCAAGUGGGAAUCUGGGACAUCGAAUAGGCAACCCAGCUUGGGCUCCAAUUUGGGCACAGUCAGCUGCCCGAGUGACACACUGAGGAUGAGGGCCUAGUCUCCUUCCCGCAGCCUGCAACUGCAAGGCAGCCUAGUGGACUGCUCACUUCAGUUUCCAAAGGGGGAAUCUGCCUGAGACAGCAAGGAAAAAAGUCCUGCCUGGGACUCUGAGUCCUUUUUUUUUUCUGCCACACCUAAGAGGACCAGCUAGAGACUAGUAUCCCUGUGGGGCCUUUUCAGUCUCCUCCUUCCCCAGGUCAAAGCCACUAAUCCAAUGGGUUCUGGCGGUAAGAGAUUAGUCAACUCCCAGAGGGAGCCCUGAAGGCUGGUUCAGGGCAGAGCUGCCAGACCCCACCCCAAAGCCUUUAGAGAAGGAUUCUGAAACGUCUGUGGAUUGGAGCUGUAGAUGUCACUGACCAGCGUUGACAAACAAUGUCAGGCUUUAACUAUGACAACUCCACUUACCUUGUGCAUUUUUGUAUUUUGGUUCUUCUUCUUCUUUUUUUUUUUUUUUUUAAAGAUUAAGCUUUUCCACUUGAUAUUUCAUUUCUAACCUGGUACAGGAAGUUCCUCUCUACUUACCACAUAUCACAUAUCAGGUUCAGGAAAAAUGCACCGGGAAUCAGAGAAAAUGGGAUUUCUUUUCAAUUGAAAAGACAACGACAGUGCUGUUAUUGACCACCCCCAAUAAAACCUGUUGUAGAAACACA
Mus musculus (house mouse) is the source of this 4305-nucleotide messenger RNA. RefSeq names its product collagen, type VIII, alpha 2 (gene Col8a2). NCBI's taxonomy places the organism in Eukaryota, Metazoa, Chordata, Mammalia, Rodentia, Muridae. The record is from RefSeq and is marked validated. Bases 174 to 2273 code for a protein of 699 amino acids. The transcript has 4 exons. Gene Ontology annotation, cellular component: basement membrane.